CACAUGACAGGCACUAUCACGUCUCAACCCCAAUUUUGGUCGUUCUUUAUACAUUCUCCGGUUACGUCACCGCCCCACCUCCCAUUCCCAACGCACAUGCAGAUUCAGACCUCUUUUCUCCUCCUCAGGUAAAUCGCGAGUUGUUCAAUCAGCCUCUCAGUUAGUCCUUGUCAUUGGCUCUAUGCACAUGAAGAGGUCAUGUUUGUAAGUGGUUGUUGUGGUGGGAUUUUGGGUUCCACCUUAAGGAUUACUAGGGAAAAUGCCUGCAAAAGAAAGAGUGGUUACAACCUUAUCUAUGGAAAGCAAUCAUUUUUCCACCCUUUUGUCCAUGGAUUCAAGUUCUUUGUCUCAUGACAAAUCAGGGAGGGAGUUUAAUCGUGUGGGUUUUGCUCCGCCCGAUAUUAAUCUUCCACUCAUGGUUUCCCCGAGCCCCCUGCCUUGUUCAGAUGAAUUUGUGCUAGAUGUUGGUCUUGCUGCCCAGCAUCAUGAUGUUGUUGAGAUGAGUUGUGGUGGUACAAAGGCUGGGAAGAAGUGUGCUAAGCGGCUUGAUAGCGUGUGGGGCGCUUGGUUUUUCUUCAAUUUCUAUUUUAAGCCCGCGGUGAAUGAGAGGUUGAAGGGUAAGGUUGGUCGUGGGAGUGGGAGUGAGUGCGAGAAGUCGGAGUUGAAGUUGGAUGUUUUCCUUGUUCAGCACGAUAUGGAAAACAUUUACAUGUGGGUUUUCAAGGAGAGGCCCGAGAAUGCUCUAGGGAAGAUGCAGCUGAGGAGUUACAUGAAUGGGCAUUCACGCCAAGGGGAGCGCCCGUUCCCAUUUAGCGUGGAUAAAGGCUUUGUGCGUUCGCACAGGAUGCAGAGGAAACAUUACCGGGGUUUGUCUAACCCACAGUGUGUUCAUGGCAUUGAAAUUGUUAGGUCUCCGAAUCUUGCGGGUAUCAACGAGGAGGAACGGAAGAAAUGGAUGGAACUCACGGGGCGAGAUUUGAACUUCUCCAUUCCUCUUGAAGCCAGCGAUUUUUGUUCUUGGAGGAGCGUCCCGACCACAGAAUUCGUGCUCGAGAGGCUACCUCCUCUAAAGUGUAACGCAGUUCCACAUCCAAAACGAUCGCUCAAUGGUUCUAGUCUGAAUUUAUCAACUUCACAACCAAACAAUGUAAAUGGAGAAGGGAUAGAUGCCAACAAGCGAAAGAAAAUGUUCUUUCCUCGAGCGGUUGAUGAUGAUUGCUUUUUAUCUGACAGUUCACACGCCCACCAAAUCGAGCCGCCCUGGUUAACCAAGUGUUCCGGGGUUAUGAGGCACACAUAUGGUCCCGUCACAGCUGCAAAAACUAUAUACGAAGACGACGAGGGAUUCUUGAUUAUUGUCAGCAUGCCUUUCGUGGAUCUGAAGCGGGUGAAAGUCACUUGGAGAAACACCGUCUCACAUGGGACCGUGAAGAUAUCUUGCACGAGCACCGGGUGUGCUCCAACGAUCAAGAGACAAAACCGGACAUUCCAGCUAGCAGAUCCAUCUCCCGAGCACUGCCCUCCAGGAGAAUUUAUCCGGGAAAUUCCCCUGCGCACUCGCAUCCCAGAGGACGCUAAACUAGAGGCUUUUGGAGACGAGACUGGUACGAUGCUCGAGAUUCUUGUGCCUAAACAUCGCGUUGGACCAGAGGAGCACGAAGUUCGUGUGUGCCUUCGCCCCUCCCCUUGGAGGGAACAAUACGUCGGCCUGGCAGAAGCAAUAGUCUGAGACAUGCAUAAGCUGGUUUAGUAGGUGAUAACAUUGUUUCUAACUGAUUUGAAACAAAGAUUAUAUUGGUUUAUUAGGAUCUCAAUUAAGAUUAUAUCUAUAAAUAUUUUGUUCUGCAGUAAACUAUAUUGCUUUUUUACUCUUUCUUUCCAUCUAAUGCAUAAUUUCUUACAGAGUUACAGUGGUAA
Molecule: messenger RNA, 1917 nt
Organism: Ipomoea triloba (trilobed morning glory)
Lineage: Eukaryota; Viridiplantae; Streptophyta; Magnoliopsida; Solanales; Convolvulaceae
Exons: 2
Coding region: 260-1729 (489 amino acids)
Source: RefSeq, a predicted model, not a curated record